AGUGGCAACCGAACCCAUUUUACGACAAAUAGCAAACACCAUUGAUACCUAGUGCAAAAAAACUGGUAGGAUAACACACUCCAAACCGCACACGUACACAAAAUGUCGACCAUGUCACGAAAAGAGGCUCUUGAGGAAUUUAUUCAAUUGCCUGUGAGCAAGGAGAUGAUCUCAUAUCUGGCUGUCAAGGCUGCCAACGUCAUUAAAUGUGAAAGCGACACCGCCUUGCCCCCAACGCCUCCAUCAACCCCACCGAAUGGCGAUGUCGAGCCAGAUUUUUCCGCCCUGAAGCAGCCAGCCCUACCAACUCUCGAAGAGUUCAUCACCUCGACGGUCGAUAGGUCCCGCGUUCAGGUUCCCACCCUGAUGUCGAGCUUGGUGUACCUUCAACGGCUGCAGAAGAGACUACCGACAGUAGCAAAGGGAAUGCGAUGCACGGUUCACCGCAUCUUCCUCGCGUCCCUGAUCCUUGCUGCUAAGAAUUUGAAUGAUUCAUCGCCAAAGAACAAACAUUGGGCUAGGUACAGCGUUGUCAAGGGAUUUGACGGGUUUGGGUUUUCGUUGACGGAGGUGAACUUGAUGGAGAAGCAGCUCUUGUUUUUGCUGGACUGGGAUUUGAGAAUCACUACUGAGGAUCUUUACGAGCAUCUUGACCCGUUCCUUCAGCCCAUAAUCAAGCAGCACGAGAGAGAGAUCGAGGAGAAGCUCGAACAGGAGAGGGAAUACGAAAGACACCAAUCGCUCAUGGAGCUACGGAUGGAAAUCAACAGCAAGUCACGACCACUGUUUACAUCGUCUAUGUCAUCUUCCUCCGCAUAUUAUCUUCCAGUUGUGACAUAUGGUGGAGACACGCCGCCGAGCCAGCAUUCUACUCCUCCAUCGUCAUCAUCGGGCCGCUCAUCGCGGGCUUCGGAACGAUCGGUGGAUUCAUACUACUCGCGUUCUGGCCGCUCGCAACGCCGUUCGAUCACCACCACGGUCGACUACUCCUCCUACCCAACACCCCCUUCUACCGCGCCGUCCUCAACAAUUAUACCCGGCCUAGCACGAAGUGGCACAGCAUCAAGUAUUGCUUCUUCUGAGGACUCAUCGCCGACUAUGCCUUCGGUCGCAACGAUGAGAGGUUUACUGCCUAUUGAUACCGGUAAAAAGAAGUCUAGCACAACAACCAGCCUUCUCGCCCGUUUCUUGCAGGGAGCUUCUUCACAGGAAAAGAGCAUAUCGAUGUCACGGUCAUCUUCUUCAUCGCGAUCACAUCAUUAUCAUUGAGGCGCUUUUCCCUUAUUACCCGUCAUAAUCCUUUCCUAACUGUUCCCACUCUAUACUAGUUUUUUUCUCCUAUUCUCUUUUCUCCUUGUCAUCUCGGGGCAGACGAUAGAGUCUGUUAAUAACUAGUACCAUUUCCUUCUGUUUGUUGUUUUUUUUUGUUUGGGGGCUAUGUCUGAUAUCGGAUACAAUGGGGGCGGGUGUGGUGCGGGCUAUGCGGAGUUUGGCAGAUUAAGGUUCGAUCGAACCCAUCUUGGGGUUUUCCUUUCCUUUUUCCUUUGGUCAUAGGUUUCCGCUUUUUGUUUUAUUUGCAUCUGCUUGGCUCGAAUCCGGUCGCAUGGUGAUGGAAAAAAGGACGGAGGGGGCGAGGCUUGUGGGGGUUUCUCAUCACCACUGUUACGGGAAUGGGUUUUUUUUUGGGUGUUAUGGGUUUUGUCUAUUAUUGGGUUGAAAGGCGGGGCGGGUGUCAGUACAUACUUUUUUUUCUCUUUCCGCGAUAUCCUCUUUCUCUUACCCUUCACUUUUGCAUCGCAUGAGUAUCUGUUUUUAUGUUCAUUUUCUUUUGGGUUUUUUUCUUGGGAAACCGGAUACCGGUACUGCGGUGUAAUAUUUCUUCAAAAAGCGAUUCUUGAAGUAUGUAUUUUGACUCUUUCCAUAUUCCCUUUUCCACGAUCUUGCUUUGUCUAUUGUAUACUAUAUAUUACAUUACAAAGGGGCUAUCAUCCAUCGUCAUCGUUGUCGUCGUCGUUAUUCCCGGUCCUGAGCACACUACAAUAUAGAAUGGGAUACCGCAACAUUGAUUGGGUGCUGCGGCGCCUUUUCUUUCAAAUGCGUGCUUGUGAGGUGAGCCGCCUUUGCUUCCCCUCUUUAACAACUUGAUUUGCUCAUACUUUUAUGUGCCUAACUCCGAAAAAAGCCCCACGGACAGGCGUUGUCUCGGGCGCACAGUAUGAUACUGUGCAGCGGCGUAUGAACACACGCACUCACUCUUGCAAUUGCUCGCGAACAAUAACAAUAACAGCGACCCACUACUAUACAGCGAGUGUCACAGAGCGAGGAACUAACGAAUUCGGCUCGAUUCAGCCUGAUUCUCUUUCGGUCUCAGCGCCUUCCGUCCCUUCCAUUAUUACUCGAGUACUUGCCCGUCGUUCGUCCUCGUUCUUCCCUCCGAUAUGGCGGUAUGCUAGGUUCCCCAGACCUUGCAAUGCGGUAGGUGGGAUGGGGCACCAGUGCUGUGCCGUCCUAGCGCUCGUAUGGUAACUUACGGUGCUGCACUCGUUCAGUACCGUCGGUGCACUCCAGGUGCUGUACCGUAGUGUAAUUCGCCGUUCCAUUUCCCCUAGGGAGUGUCCGUGCCACCGGUAUCUCACGAUCGUCACGAAACACCGUUAUCACACGAUAUCCAUACUACGGUACCGGUACCCGUACAGUACUAGCAGGAGGAGACAGACCUGAGGAAAGCACACCAAGUACUAUAUGAUAGUACGGUAACUUAUGUUGCAUCAUACCGAAAUCUUUGAACCCUCUCCCCCCCCCCUGCUGUACCACCUGUAAUCAGCAAUAUACAUGAAAUUCGACACCCACCCUCCGGCCCGGUACUAAUUCCUUGUUACAAGUAUUGUACGAGUAUCAUACCCUCCAUCCCUUUCCGUCCCACACGGCACCGGUAGUACAGUACCGUACCUGUACGAGUACCCACACCCCCUGUACUAGCUACUGUAAAGAAACUCGAAACGUAC
Tuber aestivum (summer truffle) is the source of this 3005-nucleotide messenger RNA. The record is from the annotation of a GenBank genome assembly. Lineage: Eukaryota; Fungi; Ascomycota; Pezizomycetes; Pezizales; Tuberaceae.